Closterium sp. Naga37s-1 is the source of this 1926-nucleotide messenger RNA. The record is from the annotation of a GenBank genome assembly. NCBI's taxonomy places the organism in Eukaryota, Viridiplantae, Streptophyta, Zygnematophyceae, Desmidiales, Closteriaceae.
AUGUCCGCCGCCACCCACUCCAGCGGAGAAUGGAGCGGAACUGCGGAGGCCGUCGGCGCUGGAGAAGCUGUAGGCGGAAUGGCGGCGGGCGGAAUGGGCGCGGGCGGAAUGCCGGUGAGCAGCCCGGACAUUCUGGGGAAAGGGUGCUUCAGCUGGCGCGGCGUGUUUCACAAGGACCACGGCGCGCGCGUGCUUAAAUUAGAAGGCGGCGGUGUAGCGGAGGUGCUUGUAGUGGAUCCUGGGCGUAGAGACGACGAGGUGAGAACGCAUCAUGGGUAUGCUAUGGCGGGUUUCAGUGGAGCGGGAGAGCAUGCGGGGAUGGCGGGCGCGCACGGACAGGGGGAGGACGUGGGGGCAUACGAGCGUGGCAGUGAUAGGGUUGGGGGGAGAGGUGAGUUAAUGGCAGGGGCGGGGAGGGAGCAGGAGAGGGCGUUAGGGGUGGAGGAGCGAGGUUGUGUCGGUAUCGUGUCUUCUGCUGCGGCUGUCGUGGCGACUGAUGAAACGCAUGACCUCUCAGUGCGUACGGACGACACGGUUUCAUCCGACGUAGCGACGGUCGGCAGCGUUUCAUCUGCACGCCUGAACGCUGACGGCGUUUCAUCCAGGCGUGCGGCCGCAGCGGACGGAGCAGGCGCGUGGGACCCAGCUUUAGGUUCAAUGCGAGGCGAUCCCACAAGUGCAUCACAUGGGAUCAAUGCGAAUGAGGGAGGUGUGGGCGAGGGGGGCAGGGGCGAAGCAGCGCGUGGGAGUGUGGAGAGUGACUCGCUAGCCAAUGGGGAUGUAGCGGCAGGGAGCACUGGUGUUGUCACUGGCAUCAGUGGGUAUUCUGCUCUCGCCACCACUGCGCGCACUCAGGUGCUCCCUGUCCCUGUGGAUCCCUCCCUCACUUGCCCUCCCUACCCUCCCUCACUGCCUACUCACCCUGACGCAACCGCCUCUUCCCCUUCCGCCCUCACCUCCCCUCCCCUCCCCUCUUCGCCACCCCUCUCCGCUGCUCCUCCCACGGACGCCACCCCCUUGGGCCCUCUCCCCACCAUCACUCCCUCCGCCACCGCCCUUUCCCUCCCCACCCUUUCCGCCCCCAAACCAUCCGCGGCCCCCCCUCGCCCCCACACCGCCGCAGCAUCCUCCCUCCCCCGCCCGCCCCACGCCCUCCCCCCCACCCCCGCCAGCAGGGAAGGGGGGCACCAGAGGGGAGCGAGAGGGGGGGUGAGCAGGGAGGGGCGGGGGGGGACGGCGGGGGCGGGCAGCGGGCGCAGUGGGGGGUCGAGCGGGGGGAGGUGGAGUGGGGGAGGCGGGGGAGCGGGGGGAGCGGGGUUCCAUGCGCGCAAGCUGUCAACAGACGACAGCUUCCUGGGUCUUUCCUCCCGCAGCCCCCUCGACACCUCCGCCUGCACUGCUAGAACGCCCCGCCUCUCCCCACACCCACCCGCUGCUGUUACUGCUGCUGCCACCGCCGCUGCCGCCGCUGUUGCUGCUGCUGCUGUCGGUGGUGGUGGUGCAGCAGAUGACACUGCCACGUCACCCAGCAUCAUCCACAAGUCGCCGUCCACGCCGUCCGUCUCCACCGACGAUGAGCUGGCGCCGCUGCCCGGCCUUGGGAUUGCCGGGGCAGGGACAAGAGCGGGACUGGACGGGGGAGUGAUGGGCGGAGUGAUGGGAGGGGGGGCAGCGGAGAGGGGAGCUCUGGGGGAAGGGGAGGGGAUGGGGGGAGGAGGGGCGGGGAUGGGGCAGUACGGGGGCAUGCAUAUCCCCAGGAAUGAGAGUGUGGGCAGCAGCAGCGGGUCAGUGGCAGCAGGGGAUGGGCUGGUGGGCGUGCCAAGGCCGAGCACGCUCAAGACGUGGAAGUCCAUGCACGCCCACCGCCAUAAACUCGCCCGUGGCCUGCUCUUCGCUGGUAUGCCGCACCGUAAACCGCAUCUCUAA